This is a messenger RNA of Salvia splendens (bonfire salvia), 861 nucleotides long. RefSeq lists its product as uncharacterized. NCBI's taxonomy places the organism in Eukaryota, Viridiplantae, Streptophyta, Magnoliopsida, Lamiales, Lamiaceae. The record is from RefSeq and is a predicted model, not a curated record. Bases 1 to 861 code for a protein of 286 amino acids. The transcript has a single exon.
AUGGACAUGUUAGCGAAGGAGCUCUCCCAGAUCGCGACUUCUUUGAGUGAGAUGCGCGGGAACGAAGGAAGGAUCCAUGCCUCAGUGAAACCACCAGAUAGGGCGAACAUCAGCCAGAUCACCCUAAGAUCUGGACGGGAAUAUGAUGGUCCAAGUAUGAAGAAAGAUAAAGGGUCUACUCCAACUUCACUGGAAAAGGAAACAGGAACAAAGGAAGUUGAAACAGGGGAGGUCAGAACAGUGGAUUAUAACCAGAGCAAAAACGGUGAAAAACCAGUACCCCAAGAAGCUGACCAACACUUCUCAGGCCCAGGAGUUGAGGUGGAGAUAGAAGAAAUCAGAAGAGAGGCUGGAGAAUCUUCCAAGGGAGACGGUAGCAACAACGAAAAGCAAGUGAAACCCUUUCCCUACAGAGGGGAACUCAAGAAGAAAAAGGAGGAUCCAGCGGACUUCAAGGAAAUUUUUGGGAAGCUGGAAAUUAACCUGCUAUUUCUCCAAGCUCUAAAGCUGCCCAUCUUCAGCAAGUUUAUCAAGGAGUUUAUCACCGGGAAGACCAAACCCAGCGGCAAAAUAGUGAUUGGAGAAACUGUGUCGGCCGUGAUUCAGAAGAGAAGAAUGCUCUCCAAGCGUAAUGACCCAAGUAUGUUCACUCUCCCCAUUUCAAUUGGGAAUAUUAAAGUCGAGCAUGCUAUGUGCGACCUAGGUGCAUCAAUAAAUGUUUUACCGCUUUCCCUCUAUAAGAAACUGGAAGGAGUAAGAAUGGUUGAUACGAAAGUGGUAAUUCAAUUAGCUGAUAGGUCGUGCAUCAGUCCUGAGAGCGUGUUAGAGAAUGUAAUAGUCAAGGUGCAUGAUUUUCUAUAA